Molecule: messenger RNA, 582 nt
Organism: Staurois parvus
Lineage: Eukaryota; Metazoa; Chordata; Amphibia; Anura; Ranidae
Source: the annotation of a GenBank genome assembly
CUUCAUCUCGCCUGCCGUCAAACGGAGCCUAACCUCUCAGACGAGGAUUUCUAUUCUAAGGACAUGCGAAAACCACGCCGCAAAUCACAUCAAGGCGAUGAUGGACAACAGUCUUCCUCUCCUUAUGGAUUAUCUUGUUCCCCUAGCCGAGAGACUCUGACAUAUGCACAGGCACAACGCAUGGUUGAUAUUGAGAUAGAUGGGCGUCUUCACCGAAUAAGUAUAUUUGAACCUCUUCGAAUUGUGUCCGAAGAUGAGCUUACUGCUCAAGACAUCACAGAAUGCAACAGCAACAAAGAAAACAGCGAGGUAACUCUGUCUACCAACUGUCGAAAGACCUUAACCAAAGGUAAAAAGAGAGAAAUUUGUCCAAAGCAAGAUGUGGGCACUAAUUUGACACAGUUACCCCAGCCUGUAUUUAGAGCAGUUGAGCAAGUUUAUGUGGAAAACCUACCGGAAAAUGCUAUAUUACCAGAUACUUUUUAUCGCUUCACUGAGCGCCCGGUAGAAGAGGUGGAUAAGGAUGUUGAAUAUGACCUGGAUGAGGUUGAUCUGGCAUGGCUGGAAAUGAUUAAUGAAAAG